GAAUGAAACACACAAGUACUCGGCUUUUUGUAAGCACCACAAAAACCCUGGAGCGUUACCAACGUUGUUGCUUUAAUCCUCAAGAGAGCAGUAUCGAACAUGAAACACAGAGCUGGUACCAAGAGGUCUCAAAAUUGAAUGCAAAGUAUGAAGCACUUCAACGUACUCAAAGGCAUUUGCUGGGAGAAGAUCUUGGACCACUGAGUGUGAAGGAGCUGCAAAAUCUUGAGAAACAGCUGGAAGGGGCACUGGCACAAGCUAGGCAAAGGAAGACACAGAUAAUGGUAGAACAAAUGGAAGAGCUCCGCAGAAAGGAACGUCAGCUUGGAGACAUGAACAAACAGCUGAAGAUUAAGGUUUCAUUGGAAUCAUCACAGUUUGAGGCAGAAGGACAAGGUUUCAGAACCCUUCCAUGCCCGUGGAAUAAUUCAUCAACUGGAAACAGCAACUUUCCUAUGCACCCUUUGCAAUCCAAUCCCAUGGACUGCCAACCCGAACCUGUCUUACAAAUAGGGUAUCAACACUAUUUUCCAGCCGAAGGAUCAUCUAUACCAAGGAAUAUGGCCAGCAUGCAGGGUUGGGUUCUUUGAAGUUUGAACUGAUUCAUAUAUAUGUGUAUGGG
Messenger RNA from Ilex paraguariensis (yerba mate), 622 nucleotides. The record is from the annotation of a GenBank genome assembly. NCBI's taxonomy places the organism in Eukaryota, Viridiplantae, Streptophyta, Magnoliopsida, Aquifoliales, Aquifoliaceae.